Paramecium pentaurelia is the source of this 1811-nucleotide messenger RNA. NCBI's taxonomy places the organism in Eukaryota, Ciliophora, Oligohymenophorea, Peniculida, Parameciidae. The record is from the annotation of a GenBank genome assembly.
AUGUGUACAAAAAAAAUAGGAGCUUACCAAAUGGAUUUGACAACUAAAUUAGGUAGAGGAGCCUAUGGAGAUGUGUAUCUUGGUUAAGACUUAAAAAGUGGUCUAUUAAUUGCAAUCAAAUAAAUAGCAUUACCAAAUAAGGAUGAAAAAGAAGUGGAGAAAGCUUUAAAUAUGGCUAAGAAUGAAAUAUAAGUAAUGAGAACUAUAUAGGAUGUAAAUGUAGUCAAAUUUGUAGAUAUGGUAAGAACAUAAAACAAUUUAUAUUUGAUGAUGGAAUAUUGUAAUGGAGGGAGUUUAGAUAAAUAUCUUUGUAAGAAAUGUUCAAAAGAUGAAAGAUAUUUGGCAGAAAAAGAAGCCAAAAUUAUUAUGAAAUAAAUAGUAUUAGGCUAUAAAGCUUUAUAUUAAUGUAAUAUUGUACAUAGAGAUUUAAAAUCUGCUAAUAUAUUGAUACAUGAUGGUGUUGUUAAAAUUGCUGAUUUUGGAUUUAGUAAAUUCUUAGAGAAAACAGAUGAAUAAUUAUUAUACACUUAUGCAGGAAGUCCUUUAUAUAUGGCACCUUAGAUAUUAUAAUAAAAAUAAUAUACAAAUAAGGCUGAUGUUUGGUCAAUGGGGAUUAUAUUUUAUGAAAUACUUUUUGGAAAACUACCUUGGCAUUCUAUUACUAUUCCAGAUUUGAUUAAUAAAAUAAAAAAUGAAGAUUUACAUAUACCUCAAUAACCAGUUGUUUCAGAUUUAAUGAAAGAAUUAAUUAAGAAAAUGUUAUAAAAAGAAGAAAUAGAUAGAAUUUGUUGGAAGGAUGUUUAAAAUCAUGCUUAUUUUAAUGAAGAUAUGGAAUUUGAAUUUUUAACUAAUCUAAGAAAUUCUUAUAAUGAGAUUGAAGAAGAAACAGAUGAAUUAAAAAAAUCAAAUGCAAAAAAAAAUAUAUAUUUUCAAUAAUAAAAUGUUGUUUAACAUGUAUUUCAUGCUUAAUAAAUAUAAGACUAAAUUUAGAAUGUAUGUCCUGGAAUUAUUGAACCUAAAUAAGAAAUUAAAUUAGAAAAUCAUAAAAAGAAUAAAAAUUUAGAUUAAAUGUAUAAAAAAUAAAAAGAAAAAGUAUCAAUUUAAUAAUAGAUGUAAUUAAUAUCAGAUUGGGUUGUACAUAGAAAGAACAAAUCAGCAUUUCUAAGUUCAAUUAAUUCUUAGUUAUAUGAUUAAUUUUAAUAAAGUAAUUAUUAAUAAUUAUAUAUUUAGAUUUAAAAAAUGUCUUAAAUGAUUAAUUAUUUUGGGGAUUCUUAUUUCUAUUAACAAAGUAUCAAAAUAGUAUACUUUUUAAAAUGAAAUGUCGAUUAUGUAGUGGUAGAUUAGACUCUAAUAAUUAAAGAUUUUCUUAUGAAGAUUGGAAAAAGUUUUGUAAAUCAAAAGAAGGUUAAACAUCCCUUAAAGUUAUUGAACAUGAUUUUCAAGUUAUUAACCAAUUUUGGGACUCUAUUAUACCUGAAACUCUUAAAUCAUUAUAGGGCACUUAAGAUCCACUUUUAUUAACCAUUUUGAAAGUUUGUAAUAAGAAUCAAAUAGAAAAAUAAUCCUUUGAUUAUAUUUUUAAGAAUGCAGCCAAAGCCAUUCUAGAAGGAGUCAAAUUAAGAAUAAUUCAAUAGAAAAAUAAUGUUUCAUUAUAACUUUUGAGAUUUGGAUAACAUUUAUAAAAUUGUCUAGAAAUGAAUUUAUUAUUUAAAUUCAAAGGACCAAAACAAGUUGAUUUUUUCAAGUAUUAUGAGUAAGUUGAAAAUCUUACUACAUAAUAAAUACUUUAGAAAUUGAAUAUAUAACUAUGA